This is a messenger RNA of Malassezia vespertilionis, 1548 nucleotides long. It is a transcript of the gene TIM44, whose product is annotated as protein translocase subunit. Lineage: Eukaryota; Fungi; Basidiomycota; Malasseziomycetes; Malasseziales; Malasseziaceae. The record is from RefSeq and is a predicted model, not a curated record. Gene Ontology annotation, molecular function: protein-folding chaperone binding. Gene Ontology annotation, biological process: protein import into mitochondrial matrix. The coding region runs from base 1 to 1548 and encodes 515 amino acids. The transcript has a single exon. Gene Ontology annotation, cellular component: mitochondrial inner membrane.
AUGAAGAGUAUGCGUGCGGUGUCCCUUGGGCAAGGCGCUGCGCUUGGGAGUGCGCACGGUGCAAUGCGCGCACCGCACAUGGCGGUGCGCGCGCUACAUGCGUCGCGGCCCGCGCUGGAUACGCCGCGCUCGCCGUUUCAAGUUUUUGUGCAGACGCUGCGCGAAGAACUGACAAAAUCGCGCGAGUUCCAGGAAAAUAUGCGGCAGCUGCAGGGCCGGACAGAAAAGUUUCAGGAUACCGAGACGAUGCGCAAGGCGCGUGAAGCGUACGAUCGUGCGCGCAUUAUUUCGUCGAUCAAGCACAACCCGCGUCUGCAGUACGCCGCCGAGCAACUGCGCAAGAGUGGCGGGACGGUGGGAAGCGCAGUGAGCUCCACGCUGAAGCAGAUGGAAGAGAGCGAGCUUAUGCGUUCACUCUCUUCAAUGACCGGCCGCAUGCGCCGCCAGCUGGAGGACUCGACCGCACCGGUGCGCAACACGGAAGUGUACAAGGCGUUUGCCGCGACCAUUUCCGAGGCAUUUGACGAUGGGUCCGAUGGGAUCAACAUCCACCUCACCGACGGUAUGGAUGCCAAGGAAGUGCGCCGUCUGAAGCGCGAGAAGCGGCUGCGCAAGAUCGGAAAGCCCCCGCCUGUCGAGGACGUCGAGGCGAGCGCGCCGAGCGAGGCCAAGGCCGAGGACCCGAUUGUUGCCGCCGCUGCUGCUGCGGGCGAGGCUGCUGGGCGCGAGAGUGCGGGCGAGGCUGCUGGGCGCAAGACUGCCGGCGAGGCUGCUGGUGCUGCGAAGCCCGCGAUGGACGCGGAGGAGAAGCAGCAGCGGCGCAAGCGCCUCGGCGGGUACGCCGUCACGACGUACGUCGCUGCCAAUGAAGCCGCCGGCCAGGAUAUGGUGCUUGCGCCCGAAUCUGCGCAGAAAAAGUGGCGCAUUUUGCCAGAAGACACCGCCGUGCACCGCAAGAUGGACGAGUGGAACGAGCAGUUCCAAGAUUCGGAGCACCCUGUAGUCGAGCGCAUCCGUGGCAUCACAAAUACAGUUGCGUCCUGGUUCGCAGAGAACGAGACGGCGCAGGUAUCGCGGGCAUUCAAGCAAAUGGACCCCACAUUUACCAUGGCGGGCUUUACCAACGAUCUGCGCGAGUAUGUGAUCCCCGAGGUGCUCGAUGCGUACCACACGGGCCAGCGGCACCUUUUGCGGCAGUGGUGCAGCGAGGCGACAUACAAUGUGCUGAUGGCUACCAUCGACCCCUACCUGCAGCGUGGAUACAUCCCCGAUGGCCGCAUUCUCGACCUUUCCAGCGUCGAGAUCAUACAGGGCAAGAUGCUCGAGACGGGCCCGAUGCCUGUCCUGGUCGUGAGCUUCCAAACGCAAGAGCUCAUGUACUUUACGGAUCCACGCUCCAACGAAAUCAAGGAGGGCAGUGUCGAACAGGCAAACCUGUGCCGUUAUGCGAUGGUCAUGACCCGUGCCGAAGACGAGCUGCGCAAUGAAAUCACCGGAGGAUGGAAGAUUGUCGAGCUUGCGCGCCGUGGGCAGAUUGCAUUUAUGUAG